Molecule: messenger RNA, 620 nt
Organism: Diabrotica virgifera virgifera (western corn rootworm)
Lineage: Eukaryota; Metazoa; Arthropoda; Insecta; Coleoptera; Chrysomelidae
Product: collagen alpha-2(I) chain-like
Exons: 2
Coding region: 154-522 (122 amino acids)
Source: RefSeq, a predicted model, not a curated record
AACCUGUUACAAUAACAACAAUAAUUGUUCUAAACGCGGAUAGAAAGAUUUAUAUGAACGAAGGUCAUUUCUUGGGUUUGCUAUUGUAUAAAAGAAGAGGGAACAAGGGUGGUAGGUAUCAGUUCACUUCAACGACUUGAACAAGUUUCCAACAUGAACUCUUUGGUAAUUCUUGCUUUCGCCUGCAUGGCAGCCACCGCCUCUGCCUCCGUCGUCGGCUUGGGCUGGGGAGCAGGAUUAGGAGGUUUGGGAUGGGGCCAUGGUGCCGGUAUCAUCAACCCCCACGCUCUUAGCCCAAUUGGACCCUCUGGAAUCGUCACUGGAGCUGGAGCUGCCGGUCCAUCCGGAGUAGUAACUGGAGCUGGAGCCGUUGGACCCUCUGGAGUAGUCAACGGACACGGAGCUGUAGGACCAACUGGACCCAAUGGUGUUGGUGUAUGGGGAGCUCCCGCUUUAGCUUUGGGACAUGCCGGUUUAGGUGUUGGCGGAUGGGGACAUGGAUGGGGUGCCGGACACUGGUAAACGAAAAUAAUUACAAAAAAGAAGUUGUUUUGUUGUGUUUUGUAUAAAUAGAACUGAAAAAUACAAAAAUUUAAAUAAACGUUGUACAUACAUUAAAA